AUGGGGGGAGGUGGAAAAGAGCAAGCGCUCUGCAAGCGUUUCAGUUUUCUUCCCAUGUCCAUCGGGCAGCAAACUAGCAGUGGCGGAAGAGUUCACAAGUGCUCUCAGUAUCGCCAAAGAUCACAUAAGCCCAGCUCACAUACUCGGCUGGGUGCCGAGGAACGAGAGCAGAAGGGUGGGUCCUAUUCCCAAAGGCUGGCGGGUCGCUCCACAGCUACAGCCCCGGGCUACAGCAGUGCCCUGUCUCCUAGGAUGCCCUUCAUAGCGGAGGGAGUGAAGGAGGACAGCACUUACAAUAAGGCAUGGAAAGAUGCCCAAGAAGCUCUCAAAGUCCUACUCCAGAGAGAGAGAGAAGACAAGUCCCUCAAGCCAGAGCAGGACCGUGGGACAGCUUUCAAAACAUUAGCCACUUUCUAUAUCAAAUACAUGCAAGUCUUCCAUAACUUGGAGAUGGCCUACGACGAAACUGUUUGCCCACAAAAGCAACUAGUGAUUCAAGAAGUGCUAGAGGCCGUGAUGGGCCGGAUCCUGGAGUUGAAAAAUGACAUGGUGACGCUGGAGAAGUCAGAAUAUCAUUACUUUGAUGAUAUCCUACAAGAUCUAGACCUUCUACCGGAAGACAUAGAAAUACCUAUCCCAAGGUAUUUUGUUAUUGAAAAGCUGAAAGGCUUGGAGAGAGAGAAAUUCCUUGCUCAGAUUUUAUUUAAAGCUGGAUUACAAACACAGAAACCUGUCCAGUCCAUGGCUUUUGAAGAAGCUAUUAAAAUGAUCCAGGUUGCAGAACGGGCUCGUCAAGACCGCCUUCGAGCAACAUGGAUGAAGCAAAUCUACCUUGAAGAGAAGAGAUAUAGACGAGCUAAAUUUUGGGGCAAGAUAGGUCCAAAUCCAGAUCAUGCUGCCACUUGCAUUCAAAAGAUUUGGCGUGGAUUUAUCCAGCGCAAGAAAAUAGAGAAAAUGAGAGAAGAGGAGAUGAUAUUCCUGGGGAUGUGCCCACCUCCUCACUUCCAGACAACAAGUACUUCGCUGAUACAUGCCAGGAAAGUGAACACCCUGCAAGGUGAGGUCCAGCAGAGACAGGAGGAGGAGUAUCAGAAAGCCUUGGUAAAUAUCAAAGAUAGGCUGAAAGAAAUGGAGGGGUGCCACAUCAAAGAAACUCUCCAGUAUCAGAUCCGCCAGUGUUUCAUCGAGAGCCGGCAUAUCGUUGGCAAGUUUCCUGACUAUCCUUCUGAAGAAGCAGGAGGCUCAACAGCUCUUUUUUCUCAAAAAACCCCAGAGCAGGUUGCUGCAGAACUGGCUGCCAAAGAAGAGGCUGCUUUACAGAAAAAAACCAAAAAGGAGAAAAAAGAAAAGGGAAAGGAAAAAAAGAAAGGAGAGAAAAAAGAGAAAACAGAAAAGAAAGUUAAAGGAGAGAAGGAAGGCUGGAAAAUGGCUCCCAGUAAUUUCCUCCCAAUGAUGGAGAAAGGAAGCCGUCAAUACGAAGCUGUUUGGCAGAACAGAGACGAGGGAUGGAAUUUCCCCCAGGAGUGUGACCCAGAGCUGAUCAAAGAGAAGCGGGAAGAAGUGGAGGAAGAGAUCAGAGUGCAGACUGACAAAUUGAUGCGACAGGAACUGAAGAAUCUCAAACUAGUUGUUGACAAGGAGAAUGAUGAAGAGAAAAAAGGGAAGAGGAGUGAAGGUCAAAGUGAGAAAAAAGGGAAGAUCAAAAAGAAGAAAAAGUCCAGGAUUGAGGAAGAUCUGACUCCAAACAGGACCAUCGAUUCUCUGUACAAAGAACUAGCGGAACAAGGAUUACUAAUAAAAGCCAAGACAGUGAAUCUCUCCGAUUAUGUUGGCGAGUACAGCUACGCAGGGUCUGUGCUUCGUCAGAGAGGUAUAGAGCCAGUGCCCUCUCUCGCACAUGUCAGACAGCUAAUAGCGCUGUAUGGAAUAUUACCAUUAGGUUCCCAAGCAGUCCAUGAGAAGGCUCCUUUGGUGAAAGCCAUGUUACUUGCUGGACCCACUGGUGUUGGAAAGAAAAUGCUGGUACAUGCCAUUUGCACAGAAACAGGAGCCAACCUCUUCAACUUAACAGCUUCCAACAUUGCUGGGAAAUACCCAGGCGAGGACGGCUUGCAAAUGAUGCUCCACAUGGUAUUCAAGGUGGCUAAAAAACUGCAGCCUUCAGUCGUGUGGAUUGGAGAUGCAGAAAAGACAUUUUACAAAGUGCCGAAGGCUGAAGAAAAGAUGAAUCCAAAACGACUGGAAAAAAUUCUCCCCAAAUUCCUCAAGGUUUUGAGAGCAGAGGACAGAGUGCUGCUAGUGGGAACCACCAGACGUCCCUUUGAUGCUAACCUCAGCCCUUUCUGCAAAGUCUACCAAAAAAUCAUUCUGAUUCCUAGGCCUGACUAUGCUUCAAGAUUUGUCUUAUGGAAACACUUCAUCCUGCAGAAUGAAGGAAUCAUCACCAAAUUGCUGAACCUAAGCUGCCUAGCAAAGUUAUCCGAUGGUUUCACCCAGGGACACAUCCUCCAGGCAGUGCAAACCGUCCUGAGUGAAGAACGCAUCCAGCAGAUGACUAAGAGGCCACUAGCAGCUGUUGAGUUCAUGACUUCUCUGACCAGUCAGAAUCCCGUGUACAAAGAGGAAGAAACAUUUAAGGCUUGGUAUGACCGGACACCACUGGGUAAAGCAAGAAUCAAAGCACUGGCAGAGAGCAAGGAAGCAGGAAAAGAAGGUGGCAAAGGAGCAGCAAAAGGGAAAAAAAAGAAAGAAGGAAAGAAAAAAAAGUAACUUCCUCAAGAAUUUUUCAUCUGGCAAUAGUCAGUCACAGCUCCACUUCACUGGAACAGGGGCGAUGCUUUAGAGGAAUGUACCCCAAAUUAUAGCUAUUUCAGGAAAAUUUUUUCAUUUCUUACUGUAUUUUUCAAAAGUUACGAAGUAGAAUGAGAUGUUUAUGACACAUAGUGCUCAGAGGAUAAAGAGUUAAUGACCACUGACUUGCUGAAGCAUUAUUCUGAGAGAUUUUUUGGGGGCAGAGGGGCUCAUUACUCAGGACUGUAACAUCAUCAACUUUUAGGCUGUACUCAUUUAUUUCAGCAAGAAACUCUCCUUAAAAAGCACACACUCUGCCAGAUUCAACUCACUACUAGCAUAAUCCUGGAGCACAGAGCUUCUGCUCUCUGCUUAUUAAGAGGUCUUCCAGGUAAAAAGGAAUGAUCACAUUUCCAGCGUUUCUGCAUCUUUGUGCUCUGAACCUCCACCUCUUACCGCCCCAGUUUCCUGGGCUAGAGUAGCUUUGUCAAAAAGCACGGUGGCAAACAACUCAUAGAAAACGUGUUGUAGGACAAAUGCUGCAGAGAGAAAAGCCCACCCAAACAUUUGCUUGAGAAGCUGCACUAACAACGCACAGUGGGAAGGGGGUUGGACUGAGGGCCUUAAAAAGGCAGCCUCUCCUCCUUAUAAAGGGGAAACAACUGGAAAAAGGUGCUCCUGGAAAAGGCAAAGCCUGAACAGAAGCCCAGAAAGAUUCCUAUAGGCAACUCACUGUACAGAAAACAGUUUAAGUAAUCAUAUCAUUGAGCACAGCACAGGGAACCAGUUAAUCAAGUGCAUUUUUCCUCUCCCUGAAGGAAGGGAAGAAUAGGCUGAGACACUAACACAGCACAUGGGAUAGAGCCACCUCAACACAGGCCUCUUGUAGUCCUCUUUGACCAGCUACUUUUGGCUGCCUAGUUCAGGGCUCAGCCAGGAUUUUCGCCUUUGAGGCAGCACCUCCAGGCCUGCCAAGGGGGUCUAAAUUGGGGGAGAGCAG
Struthio camelus australis is the source of this 3790-nucleotide messenger RNA. Lineage: Eukaryota; Metazoa; Chordata; Aves; Struthioniformes; Struthionidae. The record is from RefSeq and is a predicted model, not a curated record.